Cryptotermes secundus is the source of this 1098-nucleotide messenger RNA. RefSeq lists its product as uncharacterized. NCBI's taxonomy places the organism in Eukaryota, Metazoa, Arthropoda, Insecta, Blattodea, Kalotermitidae. The transcript has 5 exons. Bases 1 to 1098 code for a protein of 365 amino acids. The record is from RefSeq and is a predicted model, not a curated record.
AUGUGGAGUUUUAAGAGAGUUAUUGCUGACAGAUCGGUGCUGAAACGGAUUUCAGAAUUUCACAGCGAUGAUGGUGCAAGUGAGACCAAAAGGACGAGAGUCGAAAAUUGUCAUAGUGAAAAUUCAGAGAGUGAUAAAGACAGUGGAAAUAUACGUGGAAAGGGAACGGAUGGAGAAACGGAUAAGGCCACAAGAGUUCAAAGACAGGAGGCAAACAGUAAAGCAUUUAGUGAAAAUGGAGAAACGGUUAGUGUUGUGGACAAAGAAUGUAGUGGAGUUGAUAAAGGAGGUGGCGAGAGGGACAAGGAAAUAAGUGGCGUUGAAAAGGAGUUGGUAGAUAAAGACACAUCAAAAGACUGUGAAGUAGUGAAUUCUUCCAAGCGUGUUCAUGAACCAAUGGGUUUGAUUGAAGUGAAAAAAGUUCACAUUUCCCCUGAACUGGAGAAACAACUGAAGCUUUCGGAGGGUAAAAACAGCAGCGCAGAGGGGACACAGAAUGAAGGAAUGGAAAAACAAGAAGAACCUGGAAAAUCUGCACUUCCAUCAGAACUCAAAACGAACUUGGAAUUAGCAAUUGAUCGUGUUGCCAAAGGGUUAGCAGGUGAUUCUAAAAGGAUAAAGUCAUCAGAGCCCCCCCGGAAAUUAAACCCCAUGCCCUUCAUGCGAGACCUUCAUCGGAACUUGCUUAAGAAGCUUUCUAGAAAUGAGCUGGAGGAGUUUGUGGUCCAGAAGUUAUGUGAAGUUGUGACUGAACGUUGUACUUUGGGUGAUUUACGACAGAGGUGUCAGUCAUUAGAACAGAUGGUUGAUCAGUGGCGAAAGAAGGCUCAACAGCUACAGAAACAGGUUAAGGAUAUGGAAAUGGUCAUGAAGCGGUACAUUGGUGAUGCUCGCACAAGAAAGGAACGACCUAUUCCAGUUAAAAUAACCCGGUCUGUUGGACUGCAGGUGCACAUGGGACCACUGGGUCCAGGUAUGUUGAGAAACCGCAUACUGGGCAGUGACACUCAGAGGACUCCAGGGCAAGUGAGACGGAGAGGCAAUAGGGUGUCACCUCCUCGUGUGGCAGCAUCAGUGGUAUGGCAUUAUUCUACUUAA